Dipodomys spectabilis (banner-tailed kangaroo rat) is the source of this 1414-nucleotide messenger RNA. RefSeq names its product adenosine kinase (gene Adk). The coding region runs from base 128 to 1165 and encodes 345 amino acids. Gene Ontology annotation, molecular function: adenosine kinase activity. The transcript has 11 exons. The record is from RefSeq and is a predicted model, not a curated record. Gene Ontology annotation, biological process: purine ribonucleoside salvage. NCBI's taxonomy places the organism in Eukaryota, Metazoa, Chordata, Mammalia, Rodentia, Heteromyidae. Gene Ontology annotation, cellular component: cytosol; nucleus.
CCGCGCGCGCGGGGUGUGUGAGGACGCGCUCCCGGCCGCCGCCGAGAGCCUGUGCGGAGCAGCAGUUGCUGUGGUACCUGCCGCUGACCGGGCUGACGCGGAGCAUCGGUGGCCGGAAGGUGAAGCCAUGACGUCUGUCAGUGAAAAUAUCCUCUUUGGUAUGGGAAAUCCUCUUCUUGACAUCUCUGCGAUAGUGGACAAAGACUUCCUUGAUAAGUAUUCUUUGAAACCAAAUGACCAAAUCUUGGCUGAAGACAAACACAAGGAACUGUUUGACGAACUUGUAAAAAAAUUCCAAGUUGAGUAUCAUGCUGGUGGCUCUACCCAGAAUUCAAUUAAAGUGGCUCAGUGGAUGAUUCAGCAGCCACACAAAGCAGCAACCUUUUUUGGAUGCAUUGGGAUAGAUAAAUUUGGGGAGAUCCUGAAGAGUAAAGCUGCUGAAGCCCAUGUGGAUGCUCAUUACUAUGAGCAGAAUGAGCAGCCGACAGGAACUUGUGCUGCCUGUAUCACUGGUGACAACAGGUCGCUUAUAGCUAAUCUUGCUGCUGCCAAUUGUUACAAAAAGGAAAAACAUCUUGACCUGGAAAAAAACUGGAUGUUGGUAGAAAAAGCAAGAGUUUACUAUAUAGCUGGUUUUUUCCUUACAGUUUCCCCGGAGUCUGUAUUAAAAGUGGCUCACCAUGCUUCUGACAACAACAGGAUUUUCACUUUGAAUCUCUCUGCACCAUUUAUAUGCCAAUUCUACAAGGAAUCCUUAAUGAAAGUUAUGCCCUACGUUGACAUACUUUUUGGAAAUGAGAUGGAAGCUGACGCUUUUGCUAGAGAGCAAGGCUUUGAGACUAAAGACAUUAAGGAGAUAGCCAGGAAGACACAAGUUCUUCCUAAGGUGAACUUGAAGAGACAGCGAAUUGUGAUCUUCACCCAAGGGAGUGGUGACACCAUAAUGGCUACAGAAAAUGAAGUCACUGCUUUUCCUGUCCUGGAUCAGGACCAGAAAGAAAUUAUUGACACCAUUGGAGCUGGAGAUGCAUUUGUUGGAGGUUUUCUUUCUCAACUGGUCUCUGACAAGCCUCUGACUGAAUGCAUCCGGGCUGGCCACUAUGCAGCAAGUGUCAUAAUUAGGCAAACGGGUUGCACUUUUCCUGAGAAGCCAGAUUUCCACUGAUGGAAGAGCACAAAACCCAGGCCUGGGAGAACAAUGUCCUGGUUGCCUCCUGAGAAUUUCCACAUUAAUGAAGAAAAAAAUGUUUUCUGCCAUCUUUUCCUACUAUAAUCUGGUCAGUCUUAAUUUAGAGGGUACGGUAAUGCUCUUAGAAUCUUUAGCCUUUCUGCAACCUGAAAUGUUGAUUUCCAAUGUCUUCUAGUGCCUCUUCAAUGUCAAUUAAACAGAAAUAUAACAUUUCAAUAGAAUUUU